AUGUUUUCUGAUAAUGGAACCAACUUUGUUGGAGCCAACCGCUUACUUGCUGAAGAAUAUACUCAAUUCCUACAAUCCGCUGAACAACAUCUGGUGGAAAAAUAUAAUAUACAUGGUUUCUCUUGGCACUUUAUCCCGCCCCAAGCACCACAUAUGGGUGGCAUCUGGGAAGCGGCGGUAAAAAGUAUGAAAACUCAUCUCCGAAAAGUUGCAGGACAUUUAAAAUACACUUACGAAGAGUUUUCUACACUCUUAGUAAGAAUCGAAAGCAUACUGAAUUCCAGACCAUUGUCCCCGAUAAACGAAGAUCCAUCUGAGUUAGUGCCAUUAACUCCAGGUCAUUUGUUGCGAGGUGCUCCUCUUAUGGCUAUACCAGAACAAUUCUCAGACAACCUGUCGUUGAUGAAUAGAUGGCAAAGACUAAAGACUCUUCAACUACACUUUGCCCAACGCUGGAAAAAUGAAUAUAUUACAGAGCUUCAACGUAGAUACAAAUGGAAGAAAACUCAACGAGAUUUAAAACCUGAUGAUUUCGUCGUUAUAAAAGAGGAUAAUCUACCUCCUACUGAAUGGCGGCUUGGACGCGUUGUUAAGGUGUUUACGGGUAAAGAUUUCAAAGUUCGCGUUGCGGAAAUCCGCACGCAAAAUGGAAUCAUUAUACGCCCUGUUGUUAAACUUUGCAUUCUACCUAACUGUUAG
Messenger RNA from Musca vetustissima, 699 nucleotides. RefSeq lists its product as uncharacterized. Lineage: Eukaryota; Metazoa; Arthropoda; Insecta; Diptera; Muscidae. The coding region runs from base 1 to 699 and encodes 232 amino acids. Gene Ontology annotation, biological process: DNA integration. Gene Ontology annotation, molecular function: nucleic acid binding. The transcript has a single exon. The record is from RefSeq and is a predicted model, not a curated record.